Messenger RNA from Mesorhabditis belari, 1038 nucleotides. Lineage: Eukaryota; Metazoa; Nematoda; Chromadorea; Rhabditida; Rhabditidae. The record is from the annotation of a GenBank genome assembly.
AUGGGAGACAAUGAUUGCAGUCAAUUCAAUAUUUCCUGUGACUGUCACUAUCAAUAUCAAUAUUAUGAUUACGAGGAUCGAGUUGUAUUGGGUCUUCUCGCUCUUCCCAUCAUGGCCUUCGGGAUUUGCGCAAAUUUGACAAGCGUUCGAAUCUUCACACAUAGACUAAUGUCAACAUCAUCGAUCAAUUGGUAUCUCGCGGCAAUGUCCGCAUCGGAUACGAUCAUUUUGAUCGCCUCUUUUUGUGUGUUGAGUAUGCCGAGGCUGGGCGAAUACUUGUUGACAUGGAAUGCGGCGUAUUGGAGUUACAUGAUAGCUCCGAUCAUGUUCGGUUUGAUGACAAUGGGACAGACAAUGAGUGUUUAUUUGACAGUUGGUGUCUCUGUUCAUCGAUAUAUUGGUGUCUGUCAUCCAUAUAAAGCAACACAACUAUUGCCUAAAAGUUUAGUUGCUCAUUUCAUACUCGGGAUCAUCAUCUUUUCGAUUCUUUUUAAUAUCAGUCGCUUUUUCGAGGUACGUGUCUCAAAUGUAUGCUAUCGAAUCAAUAUCAAUUACUAUAUGCCACAUUUGAUGAUGACUGAAUUGAGACACAAUGAAACGUACUUAAUGAUUUUCCAUGGAUGGGCUCUGACAAUCCUCAUGUUCGUUGUUCCAUUCACUCUUUUGAUCGGUUUCAACUCGAUGGUUCUCCACGCUGUGAGGAAAAGUCGACGAGCACAUAUGUGUGGUGGUGAAAGUGAUGAGAUGUCAAGGAAAGCUGAAAGGAAAGAACGACAGACUUCAAUCAUGCUGGUAGCCGUCGUGAUCCUUUUCAUCUCUUGUAACUCAUUGGCUUUCAUUUGCAACAUGAUGGAGAAUCUCGGUUUCAAGGAUUUCUCUGCGCUUGUCACCGCUAACAAUAUGACGGUGAUCAUCAACGCUUCAGUGAACAUCUUCAUCUAUAUGUUAUUCUCGGAGAAAUAUCGGCUUCUAUUGCGACAUUAUUUAUGCUGUGACUGGAGUCGCCAAGGGGAAAUGCUUCUCAAUUCGGUUAUGGCU